This is a messenger RNA of Triplophysa rosa, 2117 nucleotides long. It is a transcript of the gene vstm2la, whose product is annotated as V-set and transmembrane domain-containing protein 2-like protein. The transcript has 4 exons. Lineage: Eukaryota; Metazoa; Chordata; Actinopteri; Cypriniformes; Nemacheilidae. Bases 154 to 819 code for a protein of 221 amino acids. The record is from RefSeq and is a predicted model, not a curated record.
AGCGCGUCAGUGGGCGACUGCAAACGAACGCAGCCGCUCUCACUCUCUCCUGUCAGAACAAAGCCCGCCAGAAACCCCUCAGCACACCUGGAUUUAUCUCUUAAAGCCGUGUAUUUUCACCUGAUGUAAAAGAGUGCUUGACAGGGAGCAGUGAUGGGCGCGUUUGGAGUGAUUCUGAGGAGUUUACACUGUGUGGGACUCUACAUCCAACUUAGUGCCAGUCUCAGACAAGCUGGAAGCGACGACGUGGAAAACCACAUAUCCAGCAACGCUCUCUUCACGGAAGUCCCUCAUGACAUCACGGCACAGAGCGGACAGGAUGUGGAGAUGGCCUGCUCGUUCCGGGGUGCGGGGUCACCGUCCUAUUCACUAGAGAUUCAGUGGUGGUACAUCAGGAAUCACAGAGAGUGGACUGACAAGCAGACAUGGACCACCAAUCAGGUGGUGCCGCAGAAUGAGAUGUCCAAGGAUGCCACCAAAAUCAGCGUGGUGAAGGUUGCGGGUAGCAACAUCUCCCACAAACUGCGUCUGUCCAACGUGAAGCCAUCAGACGAGGGAACAUAUGAAUGCCGUGUCAUCGACUUUAGCGACAGCAUGCUGCGUCACCAUCACGUCCGGGCAUACCUGCAGGUGGAGCAGGGCGAGGGGAACGCCGCGCCUCCAUCCCAGCAGGGAGCAGCGUCGCCGGAGGAACUUCUGCAGUCUGGGCACCACAAACACCAGUCUACCCAUCACGGCCACCACAAAGCCGGUCGAGAGCUCAGGAAGAGGUCCGCUGAUGACAGUAACACUGACUGCACGGAGAGUUGUGCACUUUAAAAUCCUGCUCUUAGUUCCACUCACACCUCCCCACACCCCGUCACGCCAAGAACCCAAAACCACCACCAUCCCUUAGUCCUUCAAACCCCUAAACCUUAACACAAGAUGUAUAUUUGUGUAUAAAACAACAGCGAGUUCAGAACAGCGAGUGCAUGACACAAAUCUUUCUAAUAUUUGCUAAGCAAAGCAACCAAAUCAGACACCUCUUUGGUCGUUUUUAGCGGAUUGAUGGUUUUGAUACAGUAGACAGAUGGAUGAAACUCACUGAGAAAUGUCAGUGCCGUAUAUUUAGCCAAUAAAGUAAAUAAAUAAAUAUGUUUUGCAUAACACGAUGAAGCCUAUUGAUGAAGUUUUUUGCAUUGUGACAUUUGUUUGUUAAUACUGCAGUCUAACGCGUUUGCCUUUCUAUAGCCAUCUCUGUUAUGUAGGUUACAUAAAUUGCAUCCUUAUUAUGAGCUAACAUUUGUGAAUUGUUGUAAGCUAAGGCAAGAGUUCUGAACACUGAUUGUUUAUGUACUCGCUCAUUUUUGUUUAUUUUUAACGGAUUGUAGUUUUAAGCACAUUGCAAUCCCUCAGAUUUCUCAUUUCUAUUAAUAGUAAUGCCUGGUUGGGUAUAAUAAAACAUGGGAAGGAAAUGUGCUUUAAUGUCAAAAUGCAGGAAAAAGAAUCUUAAAGUUUUUAGACUAGGCUUCUUAUGCUGUGAUGCAAAAUAACUUUCUUGUUUUUUCUUUUUCUUUCUUUUGGUUUUGGGGUAAAAUAUGACCCAGAUUUAUUUAUUGACCAUUUAUAUUCAGUAAAAAAAGGGCAGGACAAAAGUUGUAAAAUGUUAUUCAUCCGGUGAAAGCAAUUACAUUGACAUGCUGUAUUUACUCUCAUUGUUUACAUGUAUAAUGUAGAAGGCACCGGUCUGAGUCACAUUUAAAAGUGCCACUUUUCCUGCAAAUAUUUCAUUCAGCUUUAGUCUUAUCAAUGGACAGAUGGUGCACACAAACAAUAUUAUGUUUUGUGAUUUUUAUGCGGCUUUUAAAAGAUCUUUAAAGCAGUCACAGUAUGUUUAAUGGUAUUAAUGACUGCUUUCUUUCCGGUUUAUUUGAAUUUUAUGGUCGAGUGAGACUAUAUGUACAGAUUGUGUAUAUUACAGUAAUCCUACAGAACUGAUUUCACACUCAUGUACGCCUUUAUCACAGUAAUAAAAACAUUGUACAUUGAUCAUACAACUUGGUGUAUUAUAAAGACGCAAUCCUUUGUCUUUAAAAAAUAAAUUUGACUUCAGUAUUCUCAAAUCAACCUCUGCUCUC